Coregonus sp. 'balchen' is the source of this 17718-nucleotide messenger RNA. The record is from the annotation of a GenBank genome assembly. Lineage: Eukaryota; Metazoa; Chordata; Actinopteri; Salmoniformes; Salmonidae.
GAGUAUCCGCUGCUUGAGGAACAUCAUCCACUGGAACCUGAUCACAGCUUUCAUCCUGAGGAAUGCCACUUGGUUCGUCGUACAGCUCACCAUGAACCCAGAGGUGCACGAGAGCAAUGUGGUGAGUACAGGGAAGUUAAAUGUACAUCUAUUUCAGGCCACUUUAUAUGCAAUAUACAAAUACAUACAGGUAACUGCCAUAAUAAAGGAAACACCAACAUAAAGUGUCUUAAUAGGGCACCAUCACGAGCCGUCAGAACAGCUUCAACGUGCCUUGGUAUAGAUUCUGCAAGUGUCUGGAACUCUAUUGAGACUGUUUUGUUGAUGGUGGUGCGAAACGCUGUCUCAGACGCUGCUCCAGAAUCUCCCAUAAGUGUUAAAAUCUGGUGACUGAGACGACCAUGGCAUAUGGUAAACAUCAUUUUCGUGCCCAUCAAACCAUUCAGUAACCACUCUUCCCCUGUGAAUGGGGGCAUUGUCAUCCUGGAAGAGACCACUCCCAUCAGGAUAGAAAUGAUUAAUCAUAGAUUGAAGGUGAUCACUCAGAAUGGCUGUGUAUUUAUUGGUGUUUACCUUGCCCUCUAAGGGGUUGAGUGGACUUGCCAGGAAAAUGCACCCCACACCAUAACAGCUCAAAUGACUCAAACAACUCAAGUGUUUCCUUUAUUUUGGCAUGGUUUUACCUGUAUAUACAGUGGGGGAAAAAAGUAUUUAGUCAGCCACCAAUUGUGCAAGUUCUCCCACUUAAAAAGAUGAGAGAGGCCUGUAAUUUUCAUCAUAGGUACACGUCAACUAUGACAGACAAAAUGAGAAAAAAAAUUCCAGAAAAUCACAUUGUAGGAUUUUUAAUGAAUUUAUUUGCAAAUUAUGGUGGAAAAUAAGUAUUUGGUCAAUAACAAAAGUUUCUCAAUACUUUGUUAUAUACCCUUUGUUGGCAAUGACACAGGUCAAACGUUUUCUGUAAGUCUUCACAAGGUUUUCACACACUGUUGCUGGUAUUUUGGCCCAGUCCUCCAUGCAGAUCUCCUCUAGAGCAGUGAUGUUUUGGGGCUGUCGCUGGGCAACACAGACUUUCAACUCCCUCCAAAGAUUUUCUAUGGGGUUGAGAUCUGGAGACUGGCUAGGCCACUCCAGGACCUUGAAAUGCUUCUUACGAAGCCACUCCUUCAUUGCCCGGGCGGUGUGUUUGGGAUCAUUGUCAUGCUGAAAGACACAGCCACGUUUCAUCUUCAAUGCCCUUGCUGAUGGAAGGAGGUUUUCACUCAAAAUCUCACGAUACAUGGCCCCAUUCAUUCUUUCCUUUACACGGAUCAGUCGACAUGGUCCCUUUGCAGAAAAACUGCCCCAAAGCAUGAUGUUUCCACCCCCAUGCUUCACAGUAGGUAUGGUGUUCUUUGUCCUCCAAACACGACGAGUUGAGUUUUUACCAAAAAGUUCUAUUUUGGUUUCAUCUGACCAUAUGACAUUCUCCCAAUCCACUUCUGGAUCAUCCAAAUGCACUCUAGCAAUCUUCAGACGGGCCUGGACAUGUACUGGCUUAAGCAGGGGGACACGUCAGGCACAGCAGGAUUUGAGUCCCUGGCGGCGUAGUGUGUUACUGAUGGUAGGCUUUGUUACUUUGGUCCCAGCUCUCUGCGGGUCAUUCACUAGGUCCCCCCGUGUGGUUCUGGGAUUUUUGCUCACCGUUCUUGUGAUCAUUUUGACCCCACGGGGUGAGAUCUUGCGUGGAGCCCCAGAUCAAGGGAGAUUAUCAGUGGUCUUGUAUGUCUUCCAUUUCCUAAUAAUUGCUCCCACAGUUGAUUUCUUCAAACCAAGCUGCUUACCUAUUGCAGAUUCAGUCUUCCCAGCCUGGUGCAGGUCUACAAUUUUGUUUCUGGUGUCCUUUGACAGCUCUUUGGUCUUGGCCAUAGUGGAGUUUGGAGUGUGACUGUUUGAGGUUGUGGACAGGUGUCUUUUAUACUGAUAACAAGUUCAAACAGGUGCCAUUAAUACAGGUAACGAGUGGAGAACAGAGGAGCCUCUUAAAGAAGAAGUUACAGGUCUGUGAGAGCCAGAAAUCUUGCUUGUUUGUAGGUGACCAAAUACUUAUUUUCCACCAUAAUUUGCUAAUAAAUUCAUUAAAAAUCCUACAAUGUGAUUUUCUGGAUUGUUCUUUCUCAAUUUGUCUGUCAUAGUUGACGUGUACCUAUGAUGAAAAUUACAGGCCUCUCUCAUCUUUUUAAGUGGGAGAACUUGCACAAUUGGUGGCUGACUAAAUACUUUUUUUCCCCACUGUAGUUUGCUGUGAUACACUGUGAUGCAAACACAGAAGGGCAAUAAAUUCAUGCAGAUAUGGAAGCACACACACACAUUUUGACACCCACACACCCACACAAAAAUCCCCACCUCUCCUUCUAUUACUUUCCCUCUCUCUCCAGGCUCACUAAUGAACACACACAUGCACACACACACACACACUUUCACUCAUCCAUCUUUUUCCCCUUUCCGAUCAAAUUGGAUUGCAGUUUCCCAGCUACAAUUUCCAAAACAUCUCCAGGGUCCGGGCGCACACACACACACACACACAAACACACAUUCACACACACACUCCUAACUAACUAAGAGGCAUUGGAGUACCAUCAUGUCAUCCUGGUUCACUGUUAAUUGCCCCUCAGCUCGCCUGCCUCUUGACGUUAUUGCUUGUGCAAACAUCCCUCACCUCAGAGAAGAGAAGACGCUCCCUUUCCUUUCCAGCUCUUUCAAUUAGCCUCUGCCACUACUUUACUAAUUAGCUCAUUAUCCCCUCCGCCCCCCCCCCCCCCAGCCCUCAGAAAUUAAUGAAUCCAACCCCCACUGUCAAUAUCUGACCUAAGAAGACAAACUGAGCGCGCUCAAAGCGACCCAGUCAGUUAGCCCUCCUCCUCCACCUCUUCUUCUUCCAUUCUGAGAAGAAACAAGAUGGCUGCCGUCAGCCAUUAGCCAUGAGAAGUUCUGCUUGUCAGUUGAAAGACGGAGGCUUGACGGCUCGUUUCAUUUAUUAUUUGCACAAGGUCGUGGAGCGAGUGACCUGCGGAGGAACACAGCGCAGUACAUAUGUCAGGGCUAAUAUGUAAUAUGUUAAAGGGCAACAGAACAAGUCAAAGGUUGUCAGAUCAUAACUGUAUAAAUUGAUUGCUUUAGGGAGGUUUUGGGUGGGGUUAAUGAAAGAUCAAUUACUUACUGAUUAGGUUUCUUUCAGUUUUUUUUUUCUUAGACCACAUUCCAUUGACAGGAAUAUUUGGAGAAUACGAAAUGUAUGAAAUGUUAGAGACUGGUAUUCUUUAAGGGCUAUAUAAUGACAGUGUCCGAAAUCUGGCUUGCCUACUACUUACAGUGCAUUCGGAAAGUAUUCAUACCCCUUGACUUUUACCACAUUUUGUUACGUUACAGCCUUAUUCUAAAAUGUGUUAGAUAGUUUUUUCCCCUCAUCAAUCUACACACAAUACCCCAUAAUGACAAAGCAAAAACUGGUUUUUAGAAAUGUUUGCAAAUGUAUUAAAGAUAAAAAACUGAAAUAUCACAUAAGUACUCAGUACUUUGUUGAAGCACCUUUGACCGCGAUUACAGCCUGGCGUCUUCUUGGGUAUGAUGCUUGGCACACCUGUAUUUGGGGAGUUUCUCCCAAUCUUUUCUGCAGAUCCUCUCAAGCUCUGUCAGGUUGGAUGGGGAGCAUCGCUACACAGCUAUUUUCAGGUCUCUCCAGAGAUGUUAGACCGGGUUCAAGUCCGGGCUCUGACUGGGCUACUCAAGGACAUUCAGAGACUUGUCCCGAAGCCACUCCUGCGUUGUCUUGUCUGCGUGCUUAGGGUCCUGAGUGCUCUGGAGCAGGUUUUCAUCAAGGAUCUCUCUGUACUUUGCUCCUUUCAUCUUUCCCUCGAUCCUGACUAGUCUCCCAGUCCCUGCCGCUGAAAUUCACGCUUCCUUCUAUUAAGGCAAGUCAUUCAGGUCCUGAGGCAGCAAAGCAUCCCCAAACCGUCACACUACCACCACCAUGCUUGACCGUUGGUAUACGUUUCUUACUGUGGAAUGUAGUGUUUGGUUUUUGCAAGGCAUAAUGUCGUCCAAAAAGUUAUACUUUUGACUAAUCUGUCCAUAAAACAUUCUUUCAAAAGGCUUGAUGAUCAUCCAGGUGCUUUUUGGCAAACUUGAGUCCACCUUUUGGAUGAGAUGGGUCCCAUUAUGUCUGGCGAAAACCAAACAUUGCAUUCCACAGUAAGAACCUCAUACCAAUGGUCAAGCAUGGUGGGGGUAGUGUGAUGCUUUGGUUGAUGCUUUGCUGCCUCAGGACCUGGACGACUUGCCUUAAUAAAAGGAACCAUGAAUUCUGCUCUGUAUCAGAGAAUUCUACAGGAUAAUGUCAGGCCAUCCGUCUGUGAGCUGAAGCUGAAGCGCAGCUGGGUCAUGCAGCAAGACAAUGAUCCAAAACACACAAUCAAGUCUACAUGAAAAUGGUUAAAAAGCUACAAAUUGGAAGUUUUGGAAUGGCCUAGUCAAAGUCCAAACCUAAUCCCAAUUGAGAUGUGGCAGGACUUGAAAUGAGCAGUGCAUGCGUGAAAACCCACAAAUGCCACUGAGUUAAAGAAGUUCUGCAUGCAAGAGUGGGCCAAAAUUCCUCCACAGCGAUGUGAGAGACUGAUCACCAACUACAGGAAGCAUUUGGUUGCAGUCAUUGCAGCUAAAGGUGGCACAACCAGUUAUUGAGUGUAAGGGGCAAUUACUUUUGAACACAGGGGAAUUGGGCGUUGCAUAACUUUGUUAAGUUCCCUUUAUCUAAUAUUAGGUUUUGGUUGAAGAUCUGAUAACAUUCAGUAUCAACAUAAUGCAAAAAUUUAGAAAAUCAGAAAGAGGGCAAAUUCUAUUUCGCGGCACUGUAAACUGCAUACUGUGUAGUGAAAACCCACAAAGUCACUCACCAAAGUCACUCACCACCUUCCGGAGACAUUUGAAACCCCACCUCUUUAAGGAAUACCUGGGAUAGGAUAAAGCAAUCCUUCUACCCCCCCCCCCCCCCCACACACACAGCGGAGUCGCGCACCACCUUCCGGAGACAUUUGAAACCCCACCUCUUUAAGGAAUACCUGGGAUAGGAUAAAGUAAUCCUUCUACCCCCCCCCCCCCCCCCCCCCCCCACACAGCGGAGUCGCUCACCACCUUCCGGAGACAUUUGAAACCCCACCUCUUUAAGGAAUACCUGGGAUAGGAUAAAGUAAUCCUUCUACCCCCCCCCCCCCCCCCACCCACCCCACAGCGGAGUCACUCACCACCUUCCGGAGACAUUUGAAACCCCACCUCUUUAAGGAAUACCUGGGAUAGGAUAAAGUAAUCCCCCCCCCCCCCCCCCCCCAAAAAAAAAAAAAUUAUAAUUGUAAAGUGGUUAUCCCACUGGCUAUAGGGUGAAUGCAUCAAUUUGUGAGUCGCUCUGGACUAGAGCGUCUGCUAAAUGACGUAAAUGUGCCCUUGAGCAAGGCACUUAACCCUAAUUUGCUCCUGUAAGUCGCUCUGGAUAAGAGCGUCUGCUAAAUGACUAAAAUGUAAAUGUAAAUGUAAAAUGUGUAGUAAUCGUACUACAUACUAUUUAGAAUGUACUGUUUAGUAAAUACUAAUACAGUAAAAAACAAAUAUCAGCAUACUAACCUUAUCCUAUUGAGCUAAUGCGCAAUUGCGUUGAUUCCCACCAUUCAAUCAUUUUGGUACAACGCAUCCCCUCACCUGUUUAUAAGCUGUUGUCAGACACACGUGGGUCUCGAAAGAUGAUUAUCUUCCUAUUUUCAAAAGGGGAGUUGGCUAGGUCAAAAGCAACUCUCGAACCUCAGGAGAGUUAUUUUUCACUUUUGAAAGCUAUAAUUUUCUUGUUUUUCCUUGUCCUUGGUACACUGGGUUCCCCCUGCGAAUGUAGAGGGGGCCAUUGUGCGUCAGUGGCGGGGAUGUCAGGGCGGUAACGAUAUCACGCUAUCACACUCAACCACGGCCCCACUUCACUGAUCAGACUGGGAGUCUCUCACCCUCAAUGGGUCGAUUAGAGCAGAGGCUAGAAAAAUGGAGAGUUGUGAAUGAAUUGCAAUCCUGAUAUGCCUGUAGACUACACAAGGGGUAGAGUGGAGGGUAUUGGAAAGGGCAACUUGGGAUCUUAGCCCAAAUACACUGAGAUUGCUGGCUGUAGAGUCCCAUUUUCUGUUUGACUUUGUGAUGAUUUGAUGGGUAGUACCGACUCAGGGAGUCUGUUGGUAUGUCCUUGAAGUAAGUGGGGUGAGACUGUGAAGCUAGACAAGAGGCAAGAUACAAUGAGAGUCAAUGACACUUUUAUAUUGAAUACAGAUUUUUCCCACUCAGUACAUUACUCUAUUCUUUUCACUAGGUACCAUAUGGAGGACACCUGUGCAAAGUAGGUGAAUAAUUAUGAUGACAUUUAAUUCAGCCAUCAAGCUGCCUCUUUCCCUACAACAUUCAAUGGGCAAUGAGCAGAUAGUUGUAUGGUAGCUUGACGUUUUGAAUAACUACCUGAACAAAUACUGAAUUAAAUGAUUUGUUCUUAUUGUGUUUAAAAGGAGGUAAAUAAGUAACACCUGAUUUGGAAUGACUCCUUGUUUUGAUUGUGACCCAAGGCCACUCCCCACCUGCAUGACAAUAAGGAGUUCGCUAGUCUUACAAUUGUCAGGGACUUUUCAUGAAACUACUAUUGUUGAACACUUAGACAACACAUUCAUCACAGGCCUUCAAAGGCCUUCAGAGAUGCACUUUGCUACUUUUGAACAAACGCCAAAGGGGAGCAUCUCCCCCCUACUUCCGAACCGAUGUCAUCACCCAAUGAGUCGUGUCACCUCCGUCUUCAGGGAGAGAUUACGGACUGACAGAUCUCCUGUCUCAUCUCCGUCUUCAGGGAGAGAUUACGGACUGACAGAUCUCCUGUCUCAUCUCCCAGCUGUAGACACCUAGUCCAGACUGAUGAGUAGCGCUCAGAGGGCUGUAACCCCAGCCGGGCCUCUACGCACCACCCAAAAUACAAUCUUGGAGUCGAAAAGUACACAUUUCGGACAGCAGUGUGGGUGUAUCCCCCAAGUGCCAUUCUCUGACUCUCUCAAUCCCAAGUAACACUCCCAAGUGACUCUCAAUGAUCUGGUCUCAGUAAUUGUCAAAGAAGAUAGAGGUUGAAGUGUUAGAAGUGGCAUACAGAUGUGUACUAUCUUAAAUUGACCAGUUUCUCACAGCAUGAAAAUAAUCCUGCAGCAACAGGGAAGGUGAAUUAUAAUGUGGAUUUCAGUUAAUGGAAAUUUUUGUAGGUGUUGAUAAAUGUUUCUUUAAGGCAAAUAGUUUGAAAUUUCAAGUGGAAAUUGCAAACUUUAGAACCCUUUUUAAACCUCGAAUACACUACAAUUAGCAUUUUAUACUGCGCAGGAAAAUGAUCUGCGACAACAGAGUGAUCAAAUUAAUAUAGCACAUCUAUAUUGACUUUGGACUUGUUGAGAGGUAUUGUCAGUGUUGGAUGACUCAGAUUGUCGUAGGCCAUGGGAAGUGAGAGCUAUGAUGCAGUUUAACAAGUAAUGCAGGAGGUCAAAUCUGCCAUUCUUAAACUGCCGCAGUGAACUUUGUUUGCCAGACAUCUGCCUAAGAACCAGUCCCAAACUGGAAACAUUCAGAGAGUCCUUUUGACACUACUCCGAGCAUGAUCGAGAAGCUCAAACAAGCUGCAUAUGUCAAAUAAUGAUCGCAAGGAGGAGUUUCAGUCUCAGAUUGAGCGUUUUUUAGAGAGACUACCCACUGGGCACACACUGGUUGAAUCAAUGUUGUUUCCACGUCAUUUCAAUGAAAUUACAUUGAACCGAUGUGAAAUAUAGAUGUUGAAUUGACGUCUAUGCCCAGUGGGAAGUGGCGAAUAGGAACGAAAGUAACACUUUUCAUUUUUUUCCCUAAUUACUCAGAGAUCGAUUGAGCUAAAGACACCAUAUUUUAUGACAAACAACUUAUACAUGUCCUCUACCGUUAGCAACUGUAAUUUCAUUUAUAGGGUAAAUUAGUUGAAAUUAAAUAGACAGAGAACAGAACUACAGCAACGUUACUUUUUUCUACCUGCCGGCAGGGCGGGAGUAACACAGCCUUGGGAAGGAAGUAACAGCUGGCAAGAAGUGCACAAUAUCUGUCUUAUCUCCAUGUUUCUGGUUUGUAAUGCUCAUUACUUUUAACAAAUGUACUAUCAGACAUAAUGUAAUGUUUGUGUCGAUUUGAAUAAUUAAUGCUAUAGGUUCAUAAUUUAUGAAAAUGAACCAUGCGUUAACAUCGCAAUGUUGUGCAACCACAAUAUUUUGCCUUACAAUAUGAAUCUGACUAAAAUGGAUCACAUAAUAGCUAUACUAACCAUCAUUUUCUUAUCUCACUUUAAUGGGAAUGUAGUAGGAUACAGUGGGGGAAAAAAGUAUUUAGUCAGCCACCAAUUGUGCAAGUUCUCCCACUUAAAAAGAUGAGAGAGGCCUGUCAUUUUCAUCAUAGGUACAUGUCAACUAUGACAGAUAAAUUGAGAAAAAAGAAUCCAGAAAAUCACAUUGUAGGAUUUUUUAUGAAUUUAUUUGCAAAUUAUGGUGGAAAAUAAGUAUUUGGUCACCUACAAACAAGCAAGAUUUCUGGCUCUCACAGACCUGUAACUGGCUCCUCUGUCCUCCACUCGUUACCUGUAUUAAUGGCACCUGUUUGAACUUGUUAUCAGUAUAAAAGACACCUGUCCACAACCUCAAACAGUCACACUCCCAACUCCACUAUGGCCAAGACCAAAGAGCUGUCAAAGGACACCAGAAACAAAAUUGUAGACCUGCACCAGGCUGGGAAGACUGAAUCUGCAAUAGGUAAGCAGCUUGGUUUGAAGAAAUCAACUGUGGGAGCAAUUAUUAGGAAAUGGGAGACAUACAAGACCACUGAUAAUCUCCCUCGAUCUGGGGCUCCACGCAAGAUCUCACCCCGUGGGGUAAAAAUGAUCACAAGAACGGUGAGCAAAAAUCCCAGAACCACACGGGGGGACCUAGUGAAUGACCUGCAGAGAGCUGGGACCAAAGUAACAAAGCCUACCAUCAGUAACACACUACGCCGCCAGGGACUCAAAUCCUGCAGUGCCAGACGUGUCCCCCUGCUUAAGCCAGUACAUGUCCAGGCCCGUCUGAAGUUUGCUAGAGUGCAUUUGGAUGAUCCAGAAGAGGAUUGGGAGAAUGUCAUAUGGUCAGAUGAAACCAAAAUAGAACUUUUUGGUCAAAACUCAACUCGUCGUGUUUGGAGGACAAAGAAUGCUGAGUUGCAUCCAAAGAACCCCAUACCUACUGUGAAGCAUGGGGGUGGAAACAUCAUGCUUUGGGGCUGUUUUUCUGCAAAGGGACCAGGACGACUGAUCCGCGUAAAGGAAAGAAUGAAUAUGGCCAUGUAUCGUGAGAUUUUGAGUGAAAACCUCCUUCCAUCAGCAAGGGCAUUGAAGAUGAAACGUGGCUGGGUCUUUCAGCAUGACAAUGAUCCCAAACACACCGCCCGGGCAACGAAGGAGUGGCUUCGUAAGAAGCAUUUCAAGGUCCUGGAGUCGCCUAGCCAGUCUCCAGAUCUCAACCCCAUAGAAAAUCGUUGGAGGGAGUUGAAAGUCCGUGUUGCCCAGCGACAGCCCCAAAACAUCACUGCUCUAGAGGAGAUCUGCAUGGAGGAAUGGGCCAAAAUACCAGCAACAGUGUGUGAAAACCUUGUGAAGACUUACAGAAAACGUUUGACCUGUGUCAUUGCCAACAAAGGGUAUAUAACAAAGUAUUGAGAAACUUUUGUUAUUGACCAAAUACUUAUUUUCCACCAUAAUUUGCAAAUGAAUUCAUAAAAAAUCCUACAAUGUGAUCUUCUGGAAUUUUUUGCCUCAUUUUGUCUGUCAUAGUUGACGUGUACCUAUGAUGAAAAUUACAGGCCUCUCUCAUCUUUUUAAGUGGGAGAACUUGCACAAUUGGUGGCUGCCUAAAUACUUUUUUCCCCACUGUAUGUUUUUCACCAUUUUCAAUGACUAUUCAUGCUUAAAUCAAAUCAAAUUUCAUUGGUCGCAUACACAUAUUUAGCAGAUGUUAUUGCGGGUGUAGCGAAAUACUUGUGUUUCUAGCUCCGACAGUGCAGCAAUAUACAACAAUACACACAAAUCUACUUCCGCCCUGUGUUACUUUCGUCCCGGCUCUCCCCUAUAAGCUUAAGCUUCAGAAGCUGCAGCCCUUCCUUACUCCCCGUCCUUGAUCUCAUUACAUGUCUAUAAAGAACCAGGUCUGCAUCCGAAAUGGCACCCUAUUCCCUAUAUAGUGCACUACUUUUCCAACAGGCAGCAACCCCCUAAGGAGUGAGGAAAGGGAACCAGUGGUGCCUUUACAGCUCUCACUUUUUAGUUUUUACUAGCCCUUUUUCUUGUUCUUUCCUUCCUAUCUAUAAAAGUUGUGGUGCCGGCUGGUCACGGCAGCCUAUAACUAUUUCCACGUGACAAACUUCUUCUGGAUGUUUGGGGAGGGCUGCUACCUGCAUACAGCCAUCGUGCUCACCUAUUCCACGGACAAGCUGCGCAAGUGGAUGUUCAUCUGCAUCGGGUGGUGUGAGUAGCCUACACUUAGUUAAUCAAAUGAAAGACGGAUAUGCGUUGAUUGAUUAAUUUGACUGAUCACAAAGAAUGUAAGUAAACUGUAACAGAGACAAUGUGUGAUGUUUUACAGGUAUCCCUCUUCCAAUCAUCAUUGCAUGGGCCAUUGGCAAGCUUUACUACGACAAUGAAAAGUAAGCACAUGUAUUUUUCUUUCUCAUUCUCUCUCGGUUUCUCUCUAUCUCUAUUAAUGUCCCUGUGGUAUCCAUUUGUCUUUGGAAUCAGGCAACAAUAUUGUCCGUGUCUAGCUCCUCUCAGGCCCAUCAGAGUGAAAAUUGCACUAGAUGAGAGAAGGAUGUCGCCCAAUCAUCUCCUUCAUUUUACUUUCUGCCAGGUCAUUAAACGAUCGAUUCAUCCUAAUUUUAAGGGAGUCUUGGUGCACCUGUAACCGAUAACUGCUCUGCAUACAGAAUAGCAGGUUGAUGUUUUUUGUCAUGAGUCUUGUCCUGGUGGCAGAACUGAGCGAUUUCCCCAAUCAACAGCUCUCUGCUGUCAAAGAUAUCACUCUGACUUAAAUGCUUAUUUUAUAGCAAGGCACUUCAUCGUAACUCAGUGACCUUGUGGUUAGAGUGUUGUGAGUUUGAUCCUCAGCCGAAUCAUACCAAAGACUAUAAAAAUGGGACCUGAUGCGUCUCUGCUUUGUGCUCAGCAUUAAGGAGAUUGCGGGUAGGGGUGCUGAGAGUGCUGCAGCACCCCCUGAAAAAAAAGAAUAUAUAAAAAAUAUAUAUUUGGAAAAAUAGUUUUUUUCACAAAAGUAGAGCACUGGGCCUUUAAUAGUCCUAUAUUAGCUGACCAAUAUAGCCAUCUGCAGCGUGGGUAAAAACGUAUUCCCCCGUCCGUCCGUCGAAGAAUAAUACAAUCGCAGCACCCCCACCCCCAAACUACUUCCCACUGCUAUGGGUAAGGCCCUGCGACAGACUAGUGUCCUGUCCGGGGGGGUGUACUUGUACAUCAAAAAAGCUGCCUCACGCUACAGAAACUGUCCCAGCUUAUGCAAGGCUACUUACUUAUUCCAUCAUAAACCUGACUUGAAAUAGCCUAAGCAAACAUACUCCACAUGCUUUCCUAUUCUCUGACAUUCUGCCCUCUAAUACAGUCAGACAACACGCAUGGUAGAGUUUAAAGUUCUUCACUCAACCAGCUGGUUGGCUGGGGGGCAUCAGUUUCAUUAGAGCUACACCAGGAAACUGACAGCCACUGUAUCACAUCAGAGGCUCCCGCUUACACAGGGGUUGCCGUGAUCUCCACCCUCCGAAAACAUGUCUCUCUCUCUCUCUCUCUCUCUCUCUCUCUCUCUCUCUCUCUCUCUCUCUCUCUCUCUCUCUCUGAUGCCAACAAGGUGAAGACAGAACAAAUGAAUAAUUCACUCUGAACUAAGUAUGUAGAAUUAGUGAAUCUGGAGCAUCUCAUACCCUGGGAGAACGUCUUCUUUUCCUUGUUUCAUCCCUUUGUUUUUACAGCAAAGUGGAUGUAAUUCCACAAAUGAUUUGUUUGAGGUGUUUUCUGCUGCUAGUGGGGGGUGCUGUACUUUACAAAGGCCUCUCUUAUUAUAUGCCAGUACUGGCUUUGAUAGGGUAAGCCCUCUCACCCACCUCUGAUAUCAAUUAAUGUGAUUGGCCGAGGCCCAUGCUCGUUUUAGUCAACUAUAAAAAAUUGUUGGCAAAGGUCCUGCAGUUGGCUUUGUCAUUGAAUAAAUUUGAUUGGUUGACCUUCUGACAUCGGCCAGUAUGAUUGGCUCAACUCUCUGUGUUCUAAAUUGCAGGUGCUGGUUUGGGAAGAAGGCAGGAGUGUACACAGAUUACAUCUACCAGGGCCCAAUGAUCCUGGUGUUGCUGGUAAGAUGGUGUUACACAAUUCUUUUCACAUUUCUCCAUAUUUCUCCUCCUAGUAUAGACAUUUAUAGACAUAGUGUUCUAGCCUUGUCCUUGUUAGGUUUUCCUACAUCCAUGACCAAGCUCUUCCCCUUUACACUUUCCCUCUAACUGCGUUUGUAUUUACAGCACCUCGCAGUUAGUAACACUGCCAAAAUAACAUUACUGUGCACUCAAGCGGAAACUGUGUUUCAAGGUCAAGUAAUUGCUUCAAAACAAACAAUAGAAAGGUCAUUGACAUUCAAUGGUGUGUGAACUUUAUACCGCAGCCUUCCAACGCACACAUUCACGCACAUACUGUAAUACCAUCAUGUGAAGCUAUUUGAACGACGUGACACCUACUACACAUAUGCAGAACUGACAGGGUAAUUUGGAAUGAAUAUGAUGUAUGAUGAAUAUGUAUGAAUAGUAUAUGAUCUGCAGCAUGCUAAACUGUAACUGUUUUAGCUCAGCUUGACAAUCUUAACACGUAUCCCCCUUAAGCAAGUUUAAAUAUGUGACUGUUUUUCUCAUGCCUUCUCCCUUCAUAACUCACCAGAUACUCACACAUAACGUUGGAACAUGAUUUAAAAUAUGAUAUAACCAGCUGGCAACAUUUUAAUGUAAACAAUUGAUUUUAUUGAUUUGCCCUUAAAACCUCAGCAGUCAAUCAUCCUAAGACCUCGCUCUGAAGCAUUACAUUUGCUUUUUUUUUACUCCUUGUUUUGCAGAUGGUUUUAAUUUGAUCAGAAUUAUGUUUGAGAGUUAUGUUUGUGAUGCAGUAUUCAUUGCACAUACAUCAGUCAAUACACUGUAUCAGCCCAUUAUCAGCCUGAAAACUUGAAACCCUGUGACACUCAUCUUUUCCCAUUGACAACAAUGUAUUGAGAAAACGUCAAACCUGUAACACUCAUCUUUUCGCUUUGGCUGCAAUGUAUUGAGAAAAACAUCAGCUACUGUGACAUUUACCUUUUUGCAAACUUCCAGGAUGACGUUUUCCUAUGAUAUCAUGUUGACUGUAUUGAAACACUGUCUAUGUAAAUUAGACACAAGCCCAAGUGUUUGUCUUUCCCAUGCAUCCCAGAUUUAACAGAUUUAUAAUCUAUACCACUCAGUAAAAAUGCAGAGAUUGCAAAAAAGUUUUUUAGAGACUUUAUUUGGCACCGGUCUCCUAGCAUCACUUAAAGCCCAAUACAGUUAUUUCCACCACAGACAAAGAUUGUUUUAUUAAAUGUUUCUCUCUCCUAUUUGACCAAUGUAAAUCUUCUCUGAAUUCUUAUUUUCCCUCUGUUCUCAGAUCAACUUUAUAUUCCUCUUCAACAUUGUGAGAAUCCUCAUGACAAAGCUGAGAGCCUCCACCACCUCAGAGACAAUACAGUACAGGUGAGCCAGGACCAAAUGGACCCCUAUUCCCUUAACAGUGCAUUACUUUUGACCAGGCCCCCAUAGGUAGUGCUAUACCUCCUUGGAUUUCUUCAAAUUUUAUUGUUUUACAAAGUGGGAAUAAAAUGUAUUUAAAUGUUCUUUUUUUGUCAACUAUCUACACAAAUUACUCUGUAAUGUCAAAUUGGAAGAAAGAGCUUUGCACACCUGUAUUGACAAUAUUUGGCCAUUUAUUAUUUUCAAAAUUCUUCAAGCGCUGUCAAGGUGUUGGAGAUCAUGGCUAGACAGCAAUUUUAAAGUCUUGCCAUAGAUUUUUAAGCAGAUUUAAGUCCAAACUGUAACUUGACCACUCAGGUACUUUCACUGUCUUCUUGGUAAGCAACUCUAGUGUAGAUUUGGCUUUGUGUUUUAGUCCUCCUAAAAGGUGAAUUCCUCUCCCAGUGUCUGGUGUAAAGCAGACUGAAGCAGGUGUUCCUCUAGGAUUUUGCCUGUGCUUAGCUCCAUCCCAGUCUUUGCCAAUGUCAAGCAUACCCAUACCAUGAUGCAGCCACCACCAUGCUUGAAAAUAAGUAAGCAGUUACUCAGUGAUGUGUUUUGCUGGAUUUUCUGCAAACAUAAAGCUUUGCAUUUAGGCCAAAAAGUGUAUUCCUUUGCUGUGUUUUUUUAAAUUCAGUAUUACUUUAGUGCCUUGUUGCAUACAUAUGCAUGUUUUGGAAUAUUUAUUUAAAUUCUGUAUUUGAAUUCUUCUUUUCACUCUGUCAUUUAGGUAAUUAUUGUAGAGUCAUUACAAUGUUGUUGAUCCAUCCUCCAUUUUCUCCCAUCACAGACAUUGAACUCUGUAGCUGUUUUAACAUCACCAAUGGCCUCAUGGUGACAUCCCUAAGCAGUUUCCUUCUUGUCCUGCAGCUCAGUUCAGAACGACGACUGCAUCUUUGAUGUGUCUGGGUGGUUUAAUACAUAAUCCACAACAUAACUAUUAACUUGACCAUGCUUAAAGAUAUAUUCAAUGUCUGAUUUGUUAUUGUUACCCAUCUACCAAUCAUUGCCUUUCUUUAUGAGGCUUUGAAAAGCUCCCUGGUCUUUGUAGUUGAAUAUGUGCUUGAAAUUCAAUACUUGACUGAGGGACCUUACAGAUGCUGUAUGCAUGGGGGACAGAAGAAGGGGUAGUCAUUACAAAAUCAUGUCAACCCCUAUUAGUCCAUAUAACUUAUUAUAUUAUUUAUUUAGCCAAAUUGUACUUCUGAACUAAUUUAGGCUUGCCUAAACAAAGGGGGUGAAUACUUAUGCAACGCCUAUAUUUUAAUUAUUACAUUUUUGUAAACUUGUAAACAUUUGUCGAAUUUUCUGAUCAAUGACAAAAAAGUACUAUUACAUCUGUUUCAAUCCCACUUUGUAACGCAACAAAAUGUGAAACAAGUUCAAGGGGGUGUAGACUUUCUAUAGGCACUGUAGGGAUUCUUGUGCCAUUUGGGAUGCAUCCAGGGUCGGCUGAGCCAGCCCCAGGUGUAAAGUAGACAUCAAUGGGCUGUUAAUUAAUACACUCCCAGGAAACAUCAAUGGCCUCGCUGGAAGUAACCUAAUGAUCAAUACCUGUCUGGUUGAAUUGCAAUAAUUGAUUGUUGUGGGGUGGGAGUGUGUGUGUGUGUGUGUGUGUGUUUGUGUGUGUGUGUGCUUGCGCAUGUGUGUGUUUCGCAUGUGUGUGUUUCACAUGUGUGUGUUCUGCGUGUGUGUGUGCUCACCCAUGCCUGUGCGCACCCAUGCAGAAAUCCUCACACCUUUCACAUAGAGCUACUGUACACCAGCACUAUAGAUUACCACAACCGGCUAACACAGCACACCAUGCUGACUAUUCACAAGCCAUAAUCAUAAUCAAGACACACCUUUUUAUUGGGACAGUAAGAUCAGAGUUUGACGGACUCCUUGUAUAAUGAAACCAGAGUGACAGACGCUGCAUGGGGUCAUCUGACUGGAAAACAGCCAAGCUAAUAUCCUCGCUCAUUAUUGUAAUUUAAUGGAGUCAUUUCUCAAUCACACCUCUGAUUUAGCAAAUUCAAUUUGGCCGCACUAAUGGGAUUAUAAAGGCUACAUUCGUUACCCUUCAGCCAGCUUUCACUCUGCGUCCCAAAUGGCACCUUAUUAACUAUAUAGUGCAGGGCCGGCCCUGGUCAAAAGUAGUGCACUAUGUAGAGAAAAGGGGUGCCAUUUUGGACGCAUGCUGUGAACUCGCACCCUUGAGCCUCAGCUAGUGCUCCUCUAUUGGACUGCUGGUCAGCACUUCACUUGUGAUUAAUAAUAUGCUGAUGGAUGAGAGGCCAGUAUGACCUAGAACAUGACCUAGUCAUCAUACAUUAACCCAUUGGUGGGCCAUAUAGCUGGUAUGCACCACAGCAAUGCACUUCCACUGGGAUUCCACUGGGAAAUGGAUGAAUUGAAAGAAUGUGUCAGUGUCAGAUUACUUUAGGCCAUGUUAGAAAUGGACAUUUGUGCUCAAUUCGCGUCAGCAGUACGGCGUUCAUGCUAGCUCUGACAGCGCUGGGUAACAUUUUCAGCAGCUGACAUCGGGGUCUCUCUGCAUGGAGGUGAUGGGCACAGCUGCCACACACUCAUGCACAGAUGUGAGAGCGCCAUGGGGCAGCCGAGGAUGACACGUGCACAGGCAUUCACACGGCAUUCACAUGGCAUACACACGGCAUUCAUGGCACGCGCACACACAGAAGCACAAAACAAGCACAAAACAAACACACAGCCACUGUCUCAUCAUAGCAAGUUUAAGAACAUAAAUAUGUUAACAGAACAAUUGAAUUGGGAGUUAUUUGUCUACCUGUUAUAGCGCUGUAAGGACUAUGGGGUUUUGCAAUAUGCAUGUGAACUGCUGCCAUGGUUUGAAUAUGUAAUCCCACACCCAGUGUGGAAUCAAAGUAUUGUAGGAACUUGACAAACAUUGUCACUACCCGAGGUAUGUCGAUACCAUUAAUCCAAACUACACACGCCAGUAUUGUGAGUGCUCUCAUGAAACAUAAAAUCACAGAACAGGAGAAAAAAAACUUGGCAGCCAUUAGCAAAGUAGUAUUGACUCACUAGUUGUCUGGCAGGUCUAUUUUAGGCAUCUAUCUGUGUCACUAGUAUGACUCUGCGUCUGUGUCUUAUUGACUCUCUAGUUGGCGGCCAGGUCUUUAUUUAAUAAUAUUACUCUUGUGUUACUGUGUGUCCAUCAGGAAAGCGGUGAAGGCCACUCUGGUGCUGCUGCCACUUCUGGGCAUCACCUACAUGCUAUUUUUUGUCAACCCAGGAGGAGAGGAUGAGGUCGCCCAAAUAGUCUUCAUCUACUUCAACUCCAUCCUGGAGUCUUUUCAGGUAUGCCCAGGCCCAAUAGAAAGUGUUAUAGAGGGUUUGAGAACUUGUUUGAUGCUGUAAACAUUCUGAAGCAUAUAACGAUAGCAAAAAAAAAUGUGGGUGUCAAGGUGUCACAAAAAAUUGAUGUAGUCUACAGUACAAUGUGGUGCUGCUCACACUGCUCAUCUUAUCUUCAAUGUUUAACACUCUCUCUCUCCUCCCCCUCUCCUCUCGCCGUCUCUUUCUCUCUGUGUUCCCCCCUCUCUUUCCCUCUGUCUCUGUCCUCCAGGGAUUUUUCGUGUCAGUGUUUUACUGCUUCCUGAACAGCGAGGUAAGCAGAUUCAUGUUUGUCCCAUGAUCCCCCACCGCUCACACUGUACCCGUAAUGUGUUUUUCUUUCAAAUCCGUCCCUCCCACUAUCCCUCCCUCCCACUAUCCCUCCCUCCCUCCAUCCCUCCUCUCAUUCCUACCAGGACUAUUGGAAAUAUGUCCACUUGGCACCAUUUCAUGCAGAGU